This is a messenger RNA of Rotaria socialis, 1443 nucleotides long. Lineage: Eukaryota; Metazoa; Rotifera; Eurotatoria; Philodinida; Philodinidae. The record is from the annotation of a GenBank genome assembly.
AUGACAUCGAAUACAAGCAGCGUAUCCUUUACCGUCUCUAAUAAAGGCAAUCCUCUGCUAAUUUUAAACGAUUUUGUAUAUCGAGUAAAAAAAGAAACAGUAUUAAAAAAAUAUUGGAUUUGCGGAAUAAAUGGAUGUAAUGCGUAUAUACAUACAAAUAUACAGAACGCUUUUUUGAAAUCAAGUGGUGAACAUAACCAUUUAUCAGAUCCAGAAGCUCUCGAAAUCAAAUUAUUUCGAGACAAGUUGAAACAAAGAGCUGUACAUGAAACAACAGCUAUAUCAAAGAUAUACGAGGAAGAAGUAGUUAAAUCUCAAUUUUCAAUACAAGUGUUGGCAAAUCUACCUUUAGCACGUGAAAUACAACCGGGAUUGACACAUGCUCGACGACUAUUGACACCUGUUUUACCUUUGUCUUCACUAUUUGACAUUCCUGAUUCUUAUCAAAUUACAUUAAAAUACGAAACUUUUUUAUUCUCUGAUUCACUACUUGAUAGAAGGAAAAGAAUGUUACUAUUUGGUAGUGUAACACAACUGGAAAUUUUAUUCGAUAGUUCCACUAUCUUGAUGGAUGGCACAUUUAGUACUACACCUCCAUUUUUCGACCAAGUUUUUACUAUACAUGCUUUGAAAUACGAAACAAGUAAUAGAACAUUACUUUGUUUAUCUAAAUCAUUAUUAUAUUUCCUAUGUUUCCCUUGUAUAUUUGGUGUCCUUCCAGAUCGAAAAAGAACUACUUAUCAACACUUGUUCAAAAUUUUAAAGGGUUUAGCUGUAUCAAUGAAUCGUACAUUUAAACCAGCUCGUGUUAUGAGCGAUUAUGAAGCUAGUAUUAUUACAGCUGUGGUUAACGAAUUUUCUCAAGCAAUUCAUAGUGGGUGUUCUUUUCACUUCACCCAAGCGAUUUAUCGGCGCAUACAAAGUUUAGGCUUGAUAACAUCUUAUUCACAAGAUAGUGAUAUUCGAAUAUGUUGCCGUAAACUUAUGGCAUUGGCUUUAUUACCAAUCGAUCAAAUCGAAACAUCAUUCUAUAAUUUACGCACAAAAUCAUCAGCAGCAGUGAAGCAAGAAUUACAUCAACUGUUUCUUUAUUUCAAUCAUCAAUGGAUCACGAAUGUACCAAUGAAAAUGUGGAGUGUUCAUGGAUAUCAACAUAGAACAAACAACAACUGCGAGGGCUUUCACAAUCGUUUAAAUCAAAGAAUUCUAAAAGCUCAUCCUAAUAUAUGGACCUUCAUCAAAUGUAUUCAAAAUGAAGAAAAUCGAUUUCGACACCUACUUCUUCAAAUGAAUGCUGGGGCUCAAGCUCGGAAAAAAACCGCUGCCACUAGUUUCAUUCAAAAACGUAUCGAUACAUUAAAUGAAAGAUACAAAAAUGGUGAAAUCGAUGUUGAUCAACUAUUAGAUGGCUUCUCGCUCACCAUAGCCAAACAAAAGAAAUAA